Molecule: messenger RNA, 3992 nt
Organism: Solanum lycopersicum (tomato)
Lineage: Eukaryota; Viridiplantae; Streptophyta; Magnoliopsida; Solanales; Solanaceae
Source: RefSeq, a predicted model, not a curated record
AUUUUACGUCUGCCUUAAAUUUAAAUGUUAUAAAUUAUUUAAUAAAUAAAAUAUUUAUUGAUAAAAAUAUUUUAAAGUUUUUUCACCUUCCACAUUCAUUGCAAGCUAAGAGUACUUUUAAUGAAAUUAUACACGAAUAUAGGAAGUAAGACGUUGAAUUAGUUAUUAAUUUAAUAAAUACAUAAUUAAUAUAUUUAUAAAGAAAUUAGACAGUAUAACCCUCGAACCCACUAAAAACCAACAUUCUAAAUUCUUUUUUUGACCACUCAAUGGUGCGUGAACGACAAACGCCACAGUAACUUUUUCACGAAUGCCACGUAGGAAAUGAUAUCUUAAAAAUAGGUUAUUGCUUUCUCUUUCAAACAUUUCUUUCUUUUUCCUUUUCAACUAGACCUUUGUACUCUCCAUUCCCGAUUUACAUCGUUUAUGACCGCAAUUUUUUUUGAUUUUGUGAAGUGUUUGAGUUCGCAUUUCACUCCAUAGUUGCAUGGUAGGAAUAUGGCUUCAACAAUUAUUACACUUCAAUUGCAUUAUGAUGGUUGUUUUUAUUUGAGCCUGAACUCAGGUAUGCUAAUGAAAUUUCUGAUCUUGAAAAACUCAGAAUCGAUAUGGAUAAACUUCAUACUAUGUUUUUUUCAUAAAUUAGCGAGAGAAUUGAGAGUUGACAAAGUUGAGACAUUUGGGUGUAAAGUUAACAAAAGAGGUGGUUUUUAUAUGUUGAAAAGUGAUGUUGAUAUGUUGAGAUUUAUUAACAACUUAAAGAGUGGGGACGUAGUUGAUGUGUACAUAUAUGGUACAUCAAAUUAGUACUCCUGUUAUUGUUGAGGAUCCUACUGAGGUGCAAAUAGCCAAAUUGCUUACUCCCAAAAAAGGUAAACCCCCCCCCCACGUACUAUUAUAAAUGUUAAGACUGAUAUGUCUUCCCUCAACUAUUUGAUAAAAAUGAUAUAAAUAUAAAAGAUCAGCAACCUAGGUAAAGAAGGAUAAGAAUAAGGAGAUUGCUGCUCCUGAGGAUUCUUUAUAGGACUUAGAUAAAGAUGUAGGUCAAGGUCAAGAUAAUGACUUUCUUCUUAUCACCUUCAAAUAACUGAUGAAUCUGAUGUACAUGUAGAUGUUGAACAAUCUGAUUCUAAGUCACUUUAUGAUGUUGAUGAGAACAUUGAUGACUUAAGUGACUUAAAUAUUGAGUUUGUAGAAGUUAGGCAGUCAAAUAUUUAAGAACAAGUUAAUUAAAAAAUACUACUAGAAUAAAUGUAGAUGAGAUACUUUAUAGUCCUGUAGAUAUCGAUGCUGAUUUUGAAUAUAUUUAUAAGAAUAAGAGGGGAAGAUAUGAAGGAAAAUUGGGUAUGGAUGACCUGUAUUUUAAUAGCUCAAAUCCUGGUAGUGAUAUUUAUGAAAAUGAAGGGGAUCCAGUUGAUUCUGAUGAGGUUGUAGAUCCACCACUUAGGAUUUCAAGUAUAAAAGUUUAUUUUGACCCAAUUGCAAAAAAAAAAAUUAGUUGUAUAUGAUUUUUGUGAAUAAUGUUCAGUUUAGGAAAGCACUGCGACUUAUUUCAUUCAGAAGGAUGUGAACAUUAAACUUAAACCUAAUGAGAAGGGUUGUCUUUGACAUAUUCUUGAAAGUAUUGAGGGUAAAACUAUAAAUUUUAUUGUUAAGACAUAUUUUCUUGUUCACAAGUGUUUCAACAUAACAAGAAACAAGUUGUGUACUCCAACCUGAAUUUGUAAGACUUACAAAGACAGAAACAUGAGCGAGCCUAGCAUCAAACUAAAUUAGAUUCAAGGCUUGGUAUAAAAGGAUUAUGGAUUGUAUGUUUGUAAAACAAGUUGUAGAAGAGCAAAAAUGAAAGUAAUGAAUGAGCAUAUGGGUGAAGUCUACAGAUCCACGAAUUACUGUGGUUGUUAAGAAAUCCAAGAAUACAAUUCCUGGAAAAGAGGUAUUCCAAGGGAUUUAUAUUUUUCUUGGAGCAUUAAAAAGUGAUUGGAUGGAGGGGUUAAUUUUGAUGGUGCAUUCUUGAAAAGUGUAUAUAAAGGUGAAUUGUUGUCUUGCAUUUCCAAAGAUGGAAAUAAUCAGAUGUAUCUUGUAGCAUGAGCAAUAGUAAUAAAGAAUCUAAGGACACAUGAUCUUAAUUUAUUAAGUGCAUCAAACAUGAUUUAGAACUGACACAAACUGAAGGUGAAGUUCUGACAAUUAUGCCUGAUAUGCAGAAGGUAUGAGAACACCUUGUAGUCUUUUUCUUUACUUUGCUAUAGCAAUUUCUAUGUUACACUUAUAUCCCUAUUGUUUUUAUUUGGCAUGCCUUUUUUCUUUGAUAGGGUCUUAACCUAGCACUUGUUGAUUUAUUGUCAUAUUGUGAGAUUAAAUUGUGUGCUAGACAUGUAUGGACCAACUGAAAGAAGAUAUGGAGUGGUGAAGAAAGGAGGAAAAAUUUUGGCAGGUUGCCAGGGCUUCAUUCGAAGUUUAUUUACAAUCAAAACUUGAUGAACUGAGUUCGUUGGGAGAAGGUAUUAUGGAAACUUUGUUAAAGUAUAAUAAAAGUGCAUGGCAUAAGACAUUUUUGCAAGGAUCAUAGUAAGUGUAACAUAGUUGAGAAUAACACCUAUGAGACAUUCAAUAGUUGAAUCUUGGCAGCUAUAUUCAAAUCAAUCAUCACAAUGUUAGAGGAAAUUAGAGCCAAAGUCAUGAAUAGGAUGACUCAAAUGAGGGAGUUUUCUGAAAAAUGAAUAAUUGAUGUGUCACCUGUGGCUAUGCAAAUUCUUAGUGAUAAUGCUAAACAUGUAACCACAUGUGAGAUUAAAUUUAAUGGAGAUAUGACUAUGAGAUUCUGCAUCCACCAUAUAAACAUGUUGUUAAUCUCAAGAGAAAAGUGUGUAGUUGUAAUCAUGACAACUGAAGGGGAAACCUUGUGCAUAUACAAUUACUGCAAUGCAUAACAAGGAUCUAGAUGUUGAGUCAUUUGUUGAUCACCGAUACAACAAGGAAACAUAUUUGAAGGCCUGUAGGCCUACAAUAAGUUCAUUCAACCUAUGACAAAUAUGAAGAUGUGGUCCAAGAGUACAAGACCAUCCAUUGAGCCACCUGAAAUCACUCCUAUGCCACGAAGACCAAGGAAAAAAAAGACUAAAGAUAGUGAUGAGCCUAAUAAGAAGAAGUUUUGGAAAGACUACAAGGAAGGGGAGAAAAUGAAAUGUUCUUUGUGUAAAAAUUUUGGACAUAACAAGAAAGGAUGUCCAAUUGCUAAAAAUGGAUAUACUACUGGAGGUGGUUAUACUGGUGAUGCUACUGCAACUUCUAUAGGUGUAAGUGGCGGUGUAACUGGUGGUGCUAGAGGUGAUAGUAAUGGUGCUACAGGUGACAAUGGUGGUGCAACUACUUCAGCAACUUCUACAGGUGUAACUGGUGGAAGUGGUGGUACAACUACUAAAAGACCAGCCACUACUUCAACAGCUUAUGAAGGUGCAACUACUGCUACAACAACUGCUAGCAGAAGUGCAAAUGUUGCUUAACCAACAAGUCUAUUUAGUACUCAGCAGUCAACUACUAGUGUUAUUGGCUUAAAGAAGAGUAGCAAAACUAAAAGAGGUGGUGAAAAUCCCAGAUACAAGAGGCCAAGAAUAGAGAAGCCAACAACAACUGUUUUGUUGUGCUAUUUGGAGCAAAUGAUGAUGUGAUCAAGAGGUCUGGAACUAUUGAUAGAGAGUUACAUUCUACACUAUUGAAGAGUUCAGUGCUUACCAAUAUCGAUCUUGAUUACAAACCCAAUGGACUAAGGUGGAAGGGUGGAACUACAAUUACUCAAAGGAAACUACAAGAACAAAGUUACAAAUGAGCCGCUCAGUCCACACCAAGCACUCAAUACACAUAAUGUUUCGUAGAAAAGACUCAUGUUUUGCCUAGUUAAAUUCUCAAUUGUCUAUGAUACUUUCCACUAUCAACUUAAUUUUCAAUUGUUGCGUUAACUUGUUACGACAAACAAGUUAUUUUUGCUUAAG